AUUCAUCAGCAUUUUUUAGGUAAAGUCCAAAAGUUCCUUUUGAAAAUAGGCGGUCUCUAACCAAAUGCAAGCAACUGGUUCAUCUCCGCCGUGGGACAUUCAGCUAUUGUGCGUGUUGGGGAGGGAACUCGAAAGUCUCAGCGUUGUUAUACUUCAAUGAAAGGACGCGGAAGUAAACAGUCUUUAACGGAUUUGUUUUGUUUAACCUUUAUGAUUUUACGAAUAUGACGUUUUCCUUUUGAUGCGAAUUUGCGAAAUUUUGACUGAAAUUAUGAUCUAGUUGGCAAAGCCCUGCCUGGCUGCGUAAAUUUCCCGACCUCUUGUGACUGUCAACGCGUGGCUCUUUACAUGAGAUAAAGACCGACUGCAGUCCUUCUGCCUCCCUAUUCCAACUCUUUGACCCUUCCACCUCUCGCCAUGGAAGCCAGAGGAAAGUACGAGUUUAAUGCUACGGCUGAGGAUGAGCUGAGCUUCCGAAAGGGAGACAUCCUGAAAAUUCUAGGUAGUCAAGAUGAGUGGUUUAAGGCAGAGCUGCAUGGACAGGAAGGCUUUGUGCCCCAAAACUACAUCGAGAGACAAACCCCAAGCUGGUUCAAGGAGACGGCAAGCCGCAGCUCUGCUGAGGAGCUCCUGAUGUCUAGGGAGGUGGGGGGAUUCCUGAUCCGUGGCAGUCAGAGCUCCCCUGGAGAAUUCUCCAUCUCUGUCAGACAUGAGUUUGACGUGCAGCAUUUCAAAGUGAUGAAGGACAGCAAAGGCCACUACUUCCUUUGGUCAGAGAAGUUCACUUCCCUCAACAAGCUGGUGGACUUCUACAAGAACACCUCCAUCUCCAAGCAACGGGACAUCUACCUCAGAGACGGUAGCCGGGAUGACCAGAGCCCAUCCGCACCCCAACCGUUGAAGAGGGGGAGUCUACCUGAGGAUAGGAGCUAUGGGGCCCCUACUGCAGCCACGUCACACCGCAGGGCCUCAGACCUUCCUCAUAGUCAGCAGAGUAAGAGACCUGGGAUGGAGGAGAGGGCUCACACCAUAGGCACCCCUGGUAGAAACACCCCCCUAACCUCUCUCCCAGCCCCCCAAAGGACAUCUGAAACCAUAACUCAUCCACAGAGGGCAGUCAUGCAGGUGAAAGCAGUGUACGACUUCACAGCGGAGGAAGGGGACGAGCUAGGCUUCCGUGCAGGUGAUGUCAUUGACAUUUUGGAUCACUCUGAUCCAUCGUGGUGGAAAGGAAGAUUGCGGGGUAAAAGUGGUCUGUUCCCUGCCAACUAUACCACACCAUUAUGAGGAAAGCUUAGAGAGAGAAUCAUCAAGGUGCCUUGUGAGCUGGGCAUAAUAAUAAAAUACUAGCAAUCUUCUUUUUCCCCCCAAUAAUGUCUCUGCAUGAGACCCCACAACUGGUUUACAAUAAUGGACUAUUCCACCUUGACAGAGUUCCCAUGCAUUGUUUCACGUGAUCUGACUUCACAUUUGACUUUCAUUGUAAUUAAGCUGUAUCAAUGAGGUGCUUGCACAGCGGGGCAGAGAAAUGUGCAAUUAACGCAACCAGUGAAAAUAAAAAGAAAGAAAGAAGGUUUAACAGAAAAAUGUUGUAAGUUAAUGCAUUUCUUUAGUCAAAAGACAAGUGCUGCUUGUAAUACUGACAUUGUCAUCGAGGCAGAAGACAUGUAUGUGUAGACAAUUUAUCUGAUGCAAUCUGGCCAAACAGAGUAUGGCAUGUCAUACGCUUUUUGGCCAGACAGAAUCAGAUACAUUGGAACCAUAUAGAAAGACAGAGGGGCGUUUUUUGGCUCACUAGGAUAAUCAGAUAAUCUCCAGUGAGAUAGUUUGUCACUUGCAAAUUGAAGGAACUUUGUUUGGAUGUUACUUUAAGAAGUGAUUGUUUGACAAUCAGAUGAAAACAUCAUGACUUGUUGUGUUCAUUUUAAUCCCAGCCCCCGCCCCCACAGGAGGCCUUUUGCCUUUUGGUAGGCCGUCAUUGUAAAUAACAAUUUGUUCUUAACUGACUUGCCUAGUUAAAUAAAGGUUACAGGUUAAACAAAAAUGGCACAUUAAAAGGUAAUUUCUUUUUACAGUUAAAUGAUGUCUUUACUAUAAAACCCAUAACAAAAUGUUAUGCACCCAAAUCACUAAGUCCACCCCUGUUUAUAAGGGAAGUUCCACAACCCAACUACAGUGUGAUAUCCAUUGGAGGUUGAAAACUGGGAGCUAUGCUGCCACACAUUUACUGUAUGGUACUACACUGUAUUGCUACUUUUUUGUAUUGUUUGUAGUGCUUGCUUUUAAUUGUGAGGUCUCCAUAGCAAAUUAUGUCUUGUUAGUGAACUACCAAAUUUACAAUGUCAGUUUGGGUAUGCUUGUCAUCUGUCUAAAUUAAAACAAUGAUGUAUAUAAACCCUGGCUUGCUGAUGCUAUGUAUUGGCCAAUGAUAUGCUUUGAAGCCACCGGUCGGCCAUAUUGUCACUCCUCAAAAGCAGUCUUCCAUAGGAAUUCAUGGAAUUCUUCAGUAUUUAAUUUAAAUGUUUUUAGGACAAAAUGACAUGUAUUUAAAUAUUUUUUGUUGUAGUUGGGACAGUAUUUUCAAAAGAUUACUCUAAUGAUCUGACACUGAGAACUAUAUUCCUGACCUGCAGUGUUGGGUGAUAGUGAACUACAUGUAAUUCAACUACAUUUUGCAGUAGCUCAGUGGUAGUUGAACUAAAUUCAAUCUAGGUAGUGUUUUCAGUAGUUUUUUUGUUUGUUUUUGCAAUGUAACGUUGCAGUAACUACUGAAAAUACACACAACUUUUUAUUUCAAAUAAAGUAAAAUAUGUGUGAA
Messenger RNA from Salvelinus fontinalis (brook trout), 2818 nucleotides. Its product is annotated as GRB2-related adapter protein-like. Lineage: Eukaryota; Metazoa; Chordata; Actinopteri; Salmoniformes; Salmonidae. Gene Ontology annotation, molecular function: protein binding. The transcript is spliced from 8 exons. The record is from RefSeq and is a predicted model, not a curated record. The coding region runs from base 418 to 1287 and encodes 289 amino acids.